AUGGCAGCUCCAGAGAUGGCAGCGAUCCUGUUAGAUGCCACGAAGAUGUUAGAUCCAUGUCUGUUAAAGCCUGAUCGGAUCAAGGCAAAGAGAAUCGUAAGUGUCCUGGAUGAAACGCUCGCCAAGCUGGAGAUGAGCAGUUUGAUCCCACGUAUUAUCAGCUCUCUGGACAGGUUUGCUGAGACGCUGGGACCUGAGAUCACAGACAGCCUGAUCGAGCACCGAAAGCUUUCAAAUGAAAUGGAGCACCUGCUUGCCAGCUCUAAAGAAGGGGACAUGGGAAGAGCUGAAGAACAACGAGGCUGUCUCUGCUUGCUAGAGCAACGUCUGAAACGUUCUCUUAGGACUGUCCUGAGACUCUUACUGGCCAACCCUUCGCUUUGCCAGGCUCUGAAAUACAAAGCCUGGGUGAAAGAGUCACCAGCUGAAGCGUUUAUCAAAGCCUUUGCGGAGUUCAGGAAUUUCAUGCUCGAGAGACUCCUGACUAGUCCCAUGGAAAAGGAAGAAAAGAUGCGGUUCACGCAAGACGUCUCCCUCCAGGUGCAGAAAAACACUGAAGCACUCACAGCUUUACAGGCAGAACUGGCAGCAGCAAUCCAGACUCGAGAGGAGGAGAUUCACAAGAAGGACAACGCGAUCAAAGACCUCAAAACCAGCAUGCAAGAUCUGGCCAAAGAUCGCGCAGCUGGCAUCCAGCAGAUCGAGCAGGAAAGAGAAAAACGGCAAGAAGAGGCGCGGCGAGACUCCCAGGCCAGGUGUGCCGGGCUGCAGCGGGACAUCCAGGAGCUAGAAGCACAACUCGGUGCACUUGUAGCGGAGCAUCGAGCGUCAGAGCUGGCUCUCAGAAAGAGGAAGCGCAGAGUGGAGAUGGAAAUUGUGAACUGGAUCCAGAAAUACGACACAGACAUGGAGGAAAAACAGGCUGAGUACGACGAGGUUCGCGCUGCCUACGCUGAGGAGAAGGCCCAGCUGGCCCUGCUGACAGAGAAACGUGCUGUGCUUCUCCAAGAGUGUUCCCAGAUCGAGGAGGAGCGCAGGACACGUCAGAAGAAGGAGGAAGAGGCUUUGAAGGAGUUGACCACCAUGACCCUUGCUGCCACACGCAUCCAGGCCUUCUGGAGAGGUUACUUGGUCCGGUCCCUCUUGAAGUCAAAAAAGAAGAAGAAGAAGAAGAAGGUCAAGGGCAGGAAGGGCAAAAAGACCAAGAAAUAA
This is a messenger RNA of Apaloderma vittatum (bar-tailed trogon), 1212 nucleotides long. RefSeq names its product IQ motif containing D (gene DRC10). Gene Ontology annotation, molecular function: protein binding. The record is from RefSeq and is a predicted model, not a curated record. Bases 1 to 1212 code for a protein of 403 amino acids. The transcript is spliced from 4 exons. Lineage: Eukaryota; Metazoa; Chordata; Aves; Trogoniformes; Trogonidae.